UAUAGCAUUUCCGCUUCCGUUUUCGUUUAUUUCAUGAUGCGUCGAUAUUCUAAACAAGUCUGAAGUUAAUAAUGUUCUCUUUCAAAUCUAAAUCAGAAAGAAAUGUACAAAGAAGACGUUUUACGAUCAUACAGUCGGGAUUUGAGUGGCGGGCUCGAAAAUGUUCCUGUUUUGAUUGAGAACGCUAUUCCCAAAGAGGCUUUUUCCAGUUUUCAGUAUGCGCCAGAAAAUGUACAAGGACCAGGCUGUGACAUUGAUCCUAGUGCGGUGACCCUCCCUGGCUGCUCAUGUCGUGCCCAAUCCUGCCUGCCCGACAGCUGCCCCUGCCUGCGGUUCGGCCAGAUGUAUGACAGCAAGGGAUGUCUGAACCAACAGCAAGAGGACGGCGUCUACAGCAGGCCUGUAUUCGAGUGCAAUGCCUUAUGCGCCUGCAGCGAGUCCUGCCAGAACCGUGUCGUUCAAAAGGGGGUCGAGGUUCGUCUGGGUGUUUUCAGCACCAAGGACAGGGGCCUGGGGGUGGAGGCUCUCGAGCACCUCCCUUGUGGCCGAUUCGUAUGCGAAUACGCCGGGGAAGUAAUCGGGUCUCAUGAGGCCCGUCGCCACCAGCUCUCUCAGACUCCCCUAGAUAUGAACUACAUCAUUGCUGUGCAGGAGCACAGCGGAGGGGACAGGGUCACCCAGACGUUCGUGGACCCCGUGACCGUAGGCAAUGUGGGAAGGUUUAUCAACCACUCUUGCCAGCCUAACCUGGUCAUGGUGCCCGUCCGAGCGCAUUCACUGCUGCCUAGACUCGCUCUGUUCGCAAAUCGUGAUAUAGAAAGGUACGAAGAACUGACUUUUGACUAUGCAGGUGGACAAAAUAAAACAUUAAGCGGGACACACACAGGGCCCAAUAUUGGUGAAACACCACUGAGAAAAGUCUGUCACUGUGGGGCUUCAAACUGCACAGGAUUUUUACCCUUAGAUAUGUCAGUUCUUCAUUAAAUAAAGUGUUUAAUGUGUCCUAAUGAGUUUAUUAUUAAUGUUUUGUUUUAAAGUUAAUUUAAUAUUUAAAACUUGAAUUUAUAUUUAUAUAUCAUGACCGAUUUAACAUUUAAAGUCUGAAACUCCAGCAGAAAUGCUUAUUUAUUAUUAUUAUUAUUAUUUUUUUUUUUUAAAUUAGGGGCAAAUGUUUUCUGUGCUGAUUAAAACAUGCACAAGAAAAAUGCAAGAUAUAAAUAUAUUUUAUGUUUUUUUAAAACAUAUGCGUGUACAUUUAGCAAUAAAUCUUUUAUGGCAAAUUCUUUGACACUUUUUUAUAAGGUUUAAUUUGUUUACAUUAGUUCGAAGUAAAUAAAAAAGAAAAAUAUUUGUAAUUAAUAUUCCUAUAUUAAUUAUAUAUUUUAACAUUACAAGUUGUAUGAACUAAAAAAGAACAAAUAUAUAUUUGUACAGCAUUUAUUUAUCUAUUUUAACCUUUCAAGUUGUAUAAAUUAACAUUUAUUUUAGUUAAUGUAUUAUGAAGAAAUAUGAGUAUAUUUAUGAACAAUAACCUAGAUUUAUAGAUGCUGUAAAAAUUCUGUUUCUGUUUUCGGAAAUUGAAAUAAAGCUGAAAUGAAAAAACAACAACAACAAAUUUUAGAAAAAAAAACAAAAAAAAAAAAAAAAAAAAACGUACAUUUUUAAAUUAAAAAAAGUCAACUAACCACAGUUCAUAAGUUUAAAUUCUAAAAUUACCAAAACUAAAACUUAAAUAAAAAAUAAAUUAAAGGUAGAUAGAAAUAUAAAAGCAAUUAAAAACAUAUACAAACCUAAUAAAAACAAAACAAAAAUACUAACGUGACAAAACAAUUUAAAAUGAAACCUAAAAAAAUGUAAUAACAUCUAAUUCAAAAUAUUAAUAAAUAAGUAUAAUACUGUAGUAUAAUACUAAAAUAACACUGUUCAUGAUAGCUUAUGCAUUGACUAUACAUACUUUUUCCAUUAUGUGAAGAUAUUUUUCAUGAUUUCCCAGAUUUAUCUGACCAUAAGCUUGUAUUUAGAUUUUUUUUAUGAUGAAAGAAAUUGAAACCAUAAAUAGUCAUAUGUACAUUGUUUAUUGUUAUCUAUUGCAAAUUGUUAGAUAUUGUAAAUUAUUAUGUUUAAAAAUAUAAUACAUUUUUGUAACAUGUCUAUGAUGUCAUAGACUGAAACAUAGAGCUAAAUAUAAAAAAAAUUAAUUAUAAAUGACAAAAAAUAUUAUUAAAUAAUAAUUAGCAAAAAUAUUAUACAUUAUAUGUUAAAUGUAAUAAAUUAACCUAUUUUAAAAAUAUGUAAUAGUUUCUAAAAAUUUAUUAUAGCACAUGUUUAAGACGUUAUACACUGAGACAGGGGGCUAAAUAUUUGAAUUAACAAAAAUAAUAAAAUAUGGCGUUAUUAAAAAAUAAUAAUUAGGAUAAUUAGAAAAAGAAAAAAAUAGAAAAUAUUGUUAGCAUAUUUUGAGUUAUUAAAAUAAUUAGAAAUAUAUAUAUAUAUAUAUAUAUAUAUAUAUUACAAUAAGACAAUGAAUCUUAUUUAUUAGCAGACUGAAUCCAAACAAAUUGAUCAUUACUGUAACGUGUUACCACAAACUUUAUCAGUUUCCCCAAAAUGCACACCAGCAGCAGCAUCUUGUGUGUCUCACCAUAAGUGUCUCCUUUAAGAGAAGUCUGAUUUUCUCACCAUAUCCUGGUGGGUAAUGAGCAAUUAAAAAGGGCCCAUGGGUGUUUUAAUAUAGUAACUGUCACACAAGGGUGGGAGUGACCCAUUUCACUCUGACGCCACCCUGAAAUCUGCCCCCUACCCUCCUCUCCAUCUGCCCCAUUUCCACUCCAGCCUGCUUUCAUCUCCACCGCAAUAUUAAUAUCCACAUCUGGGUUAAUUAGCACCGAGACCAGAAACCAGAGCAAACCACAAGGCAUGCUGGGUAGAAACGAUUCCAUCUUUAUCAGUGACAUUUUACACAUCAAGUUUGGUUACGUCGUCUUUGGAAUUAUGGACUGAACUUCCUGUUUCUUGUUGAAAUCUCUGUGCUGUUUAAUUAUUAUUGUUAUUUUUUUUUUUUGCAUGAAUAUAUUAUUAUUUAUUACACUGAAUAAUUCUGUUAUUAUUAUUAUUAUUAUUAUUAUAAAUAAAUAUUAAUUUAUUCUGACAUGUUUAGGAUAUCAUACCCUGACAUAGGGACAGAAAUAUUCAUAUUAAUAACACAAAUAUUAUAUUAGAUUUAAUAAUUAAUAUAAAUUAGUACAUGUCUGGGAUGUCAGACUGAGACAGAGAGCUGAAUAUAAAAAAUUAAUUUUAAAUUAUACAAAUAUUAUUAAUAAAUAAUAAUAAUUUAUAUAUAAUAAAUUAACAUUUAAAUUUUGUGUGUGUGUGUGUGCAGUUUAUUUUUUCAUGAAUAUGUUAUUUUUUAUAAUACUAAAUAAUUAUGUUAUUAUAAAUUAAUGUUAUUUUAAAUAUAUAAUAAUUUAUUAUGACAUUUAGAAUAUCAUACACUGACACAG
Molecule: messenger RNA, 3500 nt
Organism: Labeo rohita (rohu)
Lineage: Eukaryota; Metazoa; Chordata; Actinopteri; Cypriniformes; Cyprinidae
Gene: setmar
Product: SET domain and mariner transposase fusion gene
Exons: 2
Coding region: 103-984 (293 amino acids)
Cellular component (GO): nucleus
Molecular function (GO): p53 binding; histone H3K9 methyltransferase activity; zinc ion binding
Source: RefSeq, a predicted model, not a curated record